AUGCUACUGUGUUUCUUAACAGAGGUAAAUCAUCUAGUCAUAUAAUUAGAAAAUGUAUUUUAUAACAAAGGAGAAAAUGAAAAAGCACUCCAAGACUACAACAUGGCCAUCCAAUUAAAUCCAAAUGGUCAUCAAAUUAAAUCUAAAUUAUGCUACUGCGUAUUACAACAGAGGUAAAUCAUCUAGUCAUAUAAUUAGGAGUUCUAUUUGAUAAAACAGGAGAAAAUGAAAAAGCACUCCAAGACUACAACAUGGCCAUCCAAUUAAAUCCAAAUUAUGCUACUGCGUAUAUAUACAGAGGUAAAUCAUCUAGUCAUAUAAUUAGGAAAUGUAUUUGAUAACAAAGGAGAAUAUGAAAAAGCACUCCAAGACUACUAAAAGGCUGUCAAAUUAUAACCAGAUAAUCCACUUUUUGUAACAAACUUAGGAAGUCUCUAUUUCAAAUAAAAAUAAUUUUCUUAAGCAAAUAUUUAUUUUACGAAAACACAAGAAUCAUUAGAUUCGAUUAAUCCACAAUAGAUAUUGAAAUGGAAUCUAUCUAAUUCAAAUCUUUCAUUUAUUUAAAUAAAACUUAAUCUACUUAGAGAAAUUUAAAAUUUGAUAUAAACAACAGAUGUUUAAAUUAAUUAUUUAUCUUAAUAAUUAUAAAGAUAGAAAUCUAUUUAAUUAGAGGAAUAAGCCUAGAAACUAAUUAAUGAAUUUACAUAACAAAUUCCGCCAUUAGAUCCUUAAUUUAAUGCAAAUCAAUAAACAAACUACCUUUAGAUUAUGGAACAAUUUGAAAAAAGGUUGAAUGAUUUUUAAAACCAAAUAACUACGCUCUCAAUAAAUGUCAAUUCACUUUUAGAAUAAGAUAAUUAUAAGGUUUCUGAAUCUCUAAAACAAUUAAAUAAAAAAGAAAAUAAGAACUAAUUGAUGUAUUAUAAUGCUUUAGCUUGGAGAUUAUUUAAUUAUUUAUCUGCAAUGUAAUAGAUUUCCACUAAUCUAUUUUAAGUUAAUAAAAAUGCAAUAAUCGAAAGUAAGUCUGAAUAAACUUUAAAUGUUUUUCAAAAGAUGUUAAAUAUAGGAUCCUAGAUCUUUGGAGGAUUACCUAUUGUUGGGAACGCUUUUAACAUAAUUAAUGCUGCUCUCGAUUUUGGAUUUGAAUAUCAUAAAGAGCAUAAAUUUACUACCAGAUUAAGAAAAC
Paramecium pentaurelia is the source of this 1186-nucleotide messenger RNA. NCBI's taxonomy places the organism in Eukaryota, Ciliophora, Oligohymenophorea, Peniculida, Parameciidae. The record is from the annotation of a GenBank genome assembly.